AUUCAUAAAUUUGUUUCGAGUUUAGAACGACUGUUGUUCCAUCGUCCAUAAGAUUGCUUGUAAAGAUGGUAGAUAAAGUCGUUGACAGGGAUGAUAAUUCAAAAGUUGCAAUUAUUAGAGAAGUAUACGAUAGUGAAAAUGCUCACGAAACUUUUGAGUACGAGUUAGAAAGAGCUCUCGAAUCUGAAUGUACUUUAAUUAUUAUCGAACCAUCAAAAUUAGGAGAUGAAACUUCUAGGUGGAUAACAGUAGGAAAUUGUCUUCAUAAAACUGCGACGCUUUCUGGCUUAACCGCCAUCACAACAGGUCUUAUAUGGGGCGAUCGACCAUAUAUUUGUGGCACAUUAGGUUUUGUAUCGCUUAUAACCUGUGGACUUUAUACGUUAUCUUGGCAGUUUGAUCCAUGCUGUCAAUACCAAGUAGAAACUGACACGAGUAAGCUACCACAUAUGGAAGUGUUAGCUAUCUUAGGCCCCUCAUCGCCAACGUUCCUUGUGAGAAAGGACGAUACAAGGAGACGAAUUCUUCAUGCGAGUGUUACACUGGCAGCAAUUAGCAUUAGCGCAUGGAGAAUUUAUCAAGCUUUUAAAUGAAGUUUUAAUUGUUGAAAAUGAAUUAUAUCUUGUUUUUAAAUUGAAAAGCAACAACAUAAAGGCCGUGCAAUACAUCAUCCACAAUAGAAUCAGCAUGGCCUAGCAUAGGAUUCUUUAUAUUAGAAGAAAUACAGAAUCACAUUUGCUUUACAGUGAAGACUUUAUACCACAUCAAAAGUGUAUCUUCAUCUGACUAUUGCAUUUAGCUCCAGACAUAAUCUUCAGAGUUAUAGGUGUUUUUACUCUGUGAUCCGUAAUUUACCGAUUUAACUACAAUCAUUUUUUUGUCACAAAUCAAUUUGAAAAAUAUUCCUAAUGAACUAAAGUAAUAUGUGUUCUCUUAAAAAUAUACAAAAUUACAACUUUAAAUCCUAGAAGUUAAAUAUAGCAUUAUGUAUUUUUAGAUUGUAAAUAAUAUAGGUAGAUUGCACAGAACGCGAGAAUAAAAAAAAGUAACGUUUCCUAGAGUUUUUCAUUUUAUAAAAUUAACCAGAAUUAAAGCGAACGAUUGUGUUCCUGUGCAUAAUAAUUGUAAAUGAUAGUGUUAUUCUAUACUCCAAAAUAUUUAAAUAAUAUAACAUUCAUUUUGUGUUAAUAUAACAUCAUAUUGUGUUUUCAGUAAAUAAUUUUUUUCAAUUAAAAUGAAACAACAAAUUUUGGGUAAAUAAAUAUUUACUCAAAAAGGCAUACUAAGCUUCAUAAUUUAGCCCUAUAAAAAGUGCAUUACAACAUUCCUACAAUAAAUGAUGAAGGAUUCGAAAAGUUCUUGGACCUAACAUAAAACAUUUUUAUCUUGAAGCUUGUAGAAAAGAAUUAUUUUUCUAUUUGUAUUUCAACAUUAGGCCUCUUACUUAAAAUUAAAAUAUGGAUUGCUUAGGUAUUUAAAAUAAAAUAUGCCGAGUAACGUAUAAACAUAACAAUUAUAAAUCAAAGAAUUCGUAUAUCUUUAUGGCCAAGUAUUCUGGUGUUCUAACAUUCCAAUUAACACAAAUGUCUUGAUAAAUCUGAUGUCUCUUAGAACAUGAACAUUGACAUAUUAAUGAUAUUUUCAUAUUAAUUUCUUUUUUAAAUAAUUUAAAAAAUUUCUAAUUUUUUAUGACAAAUAAAACUCUAAUCGAUGUUAGAUAAAGGCUGACCUGUUAAUUUUACUACAAACAAUUUUUGUUCACGUUACUAUAUGAAAAAAAACCUUUAUUUUAUCAAUAUAAAACAAAAUUCUGAAUGUCUUCUGAAACGAGGGAAACGAUAUACUGUCAAACAAAUAUUAAAUCGAACAGUAAAUUUACUUAUACGUA
Molecule: messenger RNA, 1888 nt
Organism: Polistes canadensis
Lineage: Eukaryota; Metazoa; Arthropoda; Insecta; Hymenoptera; Vespidae
Gene: Pmi
Product: transmembrane protein 11 homolog, mitochondrial
Exons: 3
Coding region: 66-593 (175 amino acids)
Biological process (GO): inner mitochondrial membrane organization
Cellular component (GO): mitochondrial inner membrane
Source: RefSeq, a predicted model, not a curated record